Molecule: messenger RNA, 2244 nt
Organism: Microcebus murinus (gray mouse lemur)
Lineage: Eukaryota; Metazoa; Chordata; Mammalia; Primates; Cheirogaleidae
Gene: CYP2G2
Product: cytochrome P450 family 2 subfamily G member 2
Biological process (GO): xenobiotic metabolic process; epoxygenase P450 pathway
Cellular component (GO): cytoplasm; intracellular membrane-bounded organelle
Molecular function (GO): arachidonate epoxygenase activity; heme binding; oxidoreductase activity, acting on paired donors, with incorporation or reduction of molecular oxygen, reduced flavin or flavoprotein as one donor, and incorporation of one atom of oxygen
Source: RefSeq, a predicted model, not a curated record
AAACUUGUCUGAACCCUAAACUCAAUAGCCUGAAAAGAUAUUCAACUGCCUCUUGCACCCCACCAAGAAAUGCUGAAUCAUGAGUUAAGCUGAGGGAGAAGAACUGGGUGACUGGAAAUACAAAGAAAGGGGAAUGGCCCCAGUGGCUUUCCUUGUGUGUAUUCAAUUUACCUUUAUUCAGGCAGGAGAUUAUAGGUUAUAUAACCACCCCCCAAGAAAAGGCAAUCUCUUCCCUGAUGGUGUCUGCGCCCAGAAAAUUCAAAUCCGAGGGUGUUCAGAUUUCUGUAUAAGCUGAUUUGCCAGAACCUAUUUAGGCAAGAUCUGGUGCCCAGGAUACAACUUCUUGGCCCGGCACCACCAUGGAGCUGGGAGCAGCCUUCACCGUCUUUCUGGGGCUCUGCUUGUCAUGCCUCAUCAUCCUCAUUGCCUGGAGACAAAUCAACAAGGGAGGAAAGCUGCCCCCAGGGCCCACACCAAUACCUUUCCUGGGGAACCUGCUACAAGUUCGCACUGAUGCCACCUUUCAGUCCUUCCUGAAGCUCAGCGAGAAAUACGGCCCUGUGUUCACUGUGUACAUGGGACCGCGGCCAAUAGUUGUUUUAUGUGGACAUGAAGUAGUGAAAGAAGCCCUGGUAGACCAAGCAGAGGAGUUCAGUGGCCGUGGAAACUUGGCUUCAAUAGACCGAAACUUCCAAGGUUAUGGUGUAGUUAUGGCCAAUGGAGAUCGAUGGAAGGUUCUCCGACGUUUCUCUCUGACCAUCCUUCGGGACUUCGGGAUGGGAAAGCGGAGCAUUGAGGAACGGAUCCAGGAGGAGGCCAGCUACCUACUGGAGGAAUUCCGGAAGACCAAGGGUGCCCCCAUUGAACCCACCUUCUUCCUGAGCCGCACCGUCUCCAAUGUUAUCAGUUCUGUUGUGUUCGGAAGUCGCUUCGACUACGAGGACAAGCAGUUCUUGAAUCUGCUGCAGAUGAUCAACUCGGCUUUCAUCGAGAUGAGUACGCCCUGGGCACAGCUAUAUGACAUGUACUCUGGAAUCAUGCAAUAUUUGCCAGGAAGACACAAUCGUAUCUACUAUGUAAUAGAGGAGCUCAAGGACUUCAUUGCCUCCAGGGUCAAGAUCAACGAAGCGUCCCUUGACCCCCAAAACCCACGGGACUUCAUCGACUGCUUCAUCAUCAAGAUGCACCAGGAUAAAGACAAUCCCCACUCAGAAUUCAACCUCAAGAACUUGGUCCUUACCACCCUGAACCUCUUCUUUGCUGGCACGGAGACUGUGAGCUCCACGCUACGCUAUGGAUUCUUGCUGCUGCUGAAGCACCCGGAGGUGGAAGCCAAGGUCCAUGAGGAGAUUGACCAGGUGAUUGGCAAGAACCGGCAGCCCAGGUUUGAGGACCGGGCCCAAAUGCCCUACACGGAAGCAGUGAUCCAUGAGAUACAGAGACUGACAGACAUCGUGCCCAUGGGUGUUCCCCACAACGUCACCCGGGAUACUCAUUUCCGAGGCUACCUCCUGCCCAAGGGCACAGACGUAUUUCCCCUGCUUGGUUCAGUCCUCAAAGACCCCAAAUACUUUCAAUACCCAGAUGCCUUCUAUCCGCAACACUUCCUGGAUGGGCAGGGCCGCUUCAAGAAGAAUGAAGCCUUUGUACCUUUUUCCUCUGGAAAGCGCAUCUGUCUGGGCGAGGCCAUGGCGCGCAUGGAACUCUUCCUCUACUUCACCUCCAUCCUCCAGAACUUCUCUCUGCGCUCGCUCGUGCCGCCCGCCGACAUCGACGUCACUCCCAUGGUCUCCGGCUUUGGCAACAUCCCCCCGACCUACCAGCUUUGCCUGGUGGCCCGCUGAGAGCGCCCCCUGCUGGGCGAGCGAGAAACGUCAAGGCGCCGCCUUGCUCGCAUGAGGCGCACCCAUCCUCCGCAUCGCGACGCUUCUCCCAGCAUCCCUGCAAGAAGGCCCAGUUUUUACCGUCCUGGCACCACAGUCAACGAGGGUCAUCUGAAAAUAUACAGCUGUGUAACUUCUAACGUUCAGCAGAAAAGCAGUGUGCCCUGUGCAAGAUUCCCACCUAAGCCUGCAGGUUUCAUGUUCCCUUGAUCGCCUCCGCCUGUUUCUGUCUGCACCAAACACUUGUAGAUUCUGUGUCUUGAUGACUAUCCCCUUUUGUGUGCGCCCCGAUAUUGACCAAAAUGUAAUCGACAGUCCUUUCUCUCUGAUUCUCAUCUUCGCCCGCCAGCCGCCUUUAAAA